CGAAGAUCCCUGAUUUUUCAAGGAUACCAUCGAUCAAAAUAAUUUUCAAGAAACUCGCAGAAUGUUCUAUCUUACUUUCCAUACUCUCUCCCUAUAAAUAUGCGAAGGCUCGUAGCUGUACGAACCAACAAGGAGCAAAGAGUUCAUAGCAAAGCAAAGCUUCAAAACAGAGCAAACGCAAAGAGUAGCAAUCACAAGAGGAAGUGAAACGAUGUCUCUAAUUCCAAGCAUCUUCGGAGGAAGAAGAACAAACGUUUUCGAUCCGUUCUCGCUGGAUGUUUUCGAUCCGUUCGAAGGUUUCUUGACGCCGUCAGGAUUGGCAAACGCACCCGCUAUGGAUGUGGCAGCGUUCACAAACGCUAAAGUGGAUUGGAGGGAGACACCUGAGGCGCACGUGUUCAAGGCGGAUUUACCGGGACUGAGGAAGGAAGAGGUGAAAGUGGAGGUUGAGGAUGGCAACAUACUUCAGAUAAGUGGAGAGAGGAGCAAUGAGAAUGAAGAGAAGAAUGACAAGUGGCACCGUGUGGAGCGGUCGAGUGGGAAGUUCACGAGGAGGUUUAGGCUGCCGGAGAAUGCUAAGAUGGAGGAAAUCAAAGCCAGUAUGGAAAAUGGUGUGUUGUCGGUUACCGUGCCCAAGGUGCCAGAGAAAAAGCCAGAGGUUAAGUCCAUUGAUAUCUCUGGUUAAAGGGAAUUGUUUAAGACCAAAAAUGUGUGAUGGUAGUGAAAUAAUUGGUGUGUGAUGUGUUUUUCUUGUAAUCAUGAAUCUCGUUGUAUCAUUAUCAUAAAAUCUUAAUAAGAGUGUGCUUUGUAUACUUCUGCCUCUCGGAUUGUUUGAAGUACGUAUUGCGAUUUACAAGGAUUCCCCAUUUCAUUAGCUAAUCAAAAGAGAACCGGUUCGGUC
Arabidopsis thaliana (thale cress) is the source of this 901-nucleotide messenger RNA. RefSeq names its product HSP20-like chaperones superfamily protein. NCBI's taxonomy places the organism in Eukaryota, Viridiplantae, Streptophyta, Magnoliopsida, Brassicales, Brassicaceae. Gene Ontology annotation, cellular component: cytoplasm. Bases 212 to 685 code for a protein of 157 amino acids. The record is from RefSeq and is marked reviewed. The transcript has a single exon.